Molecule: messenger RNA, 1838 nt
Organism: Aptenodytes forsteri (emperor penguin)
Lineage: Eukaryota; Metazoa; Chordata; Aves; Sphenisciformes; Spheniscidae
Gene: SLC2A8
Product: solute carrier family 2 member 8
Exons: 10
Coding region: 7-1455 (482 amino acids)
Biological process (GO): transmembrane transport
Cellular component (GO): membrane
Molecular function (GO): transmembrane transporter activity
Source: RefSeq, a predicted model, not a curated record
CGGGGCAUGGCUGCAGAGGAGUCUCGCUGCCUGCUGGGUUACCCCGCUUCGGACUCUUGCCCGAGAGUGCAGAACAAGAAGCUGUACCUGGCCACGUUCGCUGCUGUCCUGGGACCGCUCAGCUUUGGCUUCGUGCUAGGCUAUAGCUCACCUGUUAUUCCAGAGUUGAGGAAAAUCAACGAUCCUAAAUUAAGAUUGGACAGCAAUCAAGCCUCGUGGUUUGGGUUAGAAGUAACAUUAGGAGCUGCUGCCGGAGGAAUACUAGGAGGCUAUCUUGUGGAUAAAGUUGGGAGAAAGCUGAGUCUAAUGCUGUGCUCGAUACCAUAUGUUUUUGGAUAUAUAGUUAUUAUAUCUGCUCAGAAUGUUUGGAUGCUUUAUUUUGGACGAAUGCUGACAGGCUUGGCCAGUGGAAUUACUUCACUUGUUGUUCCGAUGUACAUAUCUGAAGUAUCUCAUCCUAAAGUCCGUGGUAUGCUUGGCUCUUGUGUUCAGUUGAUGGUGGUGACUGGCAUACUGGGAGCCUACGUUGCAGGAAUAACACUAAAAUGGCACUGGCUGGCAGUGUUGUGCGCUUUUCCAUCCUGCAUAAUGCUAUUGUUCAUGUCCUUCAUGCCUGAAACACCGAGAUUUCUGCUGAAUCGGAACAAGCGCUCAGAAGCCAUAGCUUCUUUGCGCUUUCUGCGGGGACCACAUGCGGACCAUGAAUGGGAAUGUAGGCAGAUGGAAGCUAGUGUUCAGGAAGAGGGACUGAAUCUCUCUGAAUUUAAGAACCCCUCAAUCUACAGGCCACUUCUUAUUGGUGUGGCUCUAAUGUUCUUCCAGCAAGUAACAGGCAUUAAUGCAGUUAUGUUUUAUGCAGAAACUAUCUUUGAAAAUGCAGACUUCAAGGACAGCAGAAUGGCUUCUGUUGUUGUGGGUUCCAUACAAGUAUGUUUCACUGCUGUGGCUGCACUUAUCAUAGAUAAAACUGGACGAAAAGUGCUGCUUUACAUAUCUGGGAUAAUCAUGGCUCUCAGUACUGCAUUGUUUGGGCUUUAUUUUAAAAUGGUCCUUCCCAGUCGAAACAACUCAUCAAAUCCUGAUGUAUGGUUCACUCUAAAUUCAGCAUCCCCAGGAACAGAAAGCAGCAUAUCCUGGCUUGCAGUAGUGAGCCUAGGGCUCUUUGUUGCUGGUUUUGCCCUUGGCUGGGGUCCUGUUCCAUGGCUGGUGAUAUCUGAAAUCUUCCCACUUAAAGCUAGAGGCAUAUCGAGUGGUGUUUGUGUGUUAACAAACUGGGUUAUGGCCUUCUUGGUAACCAAAGAAUUUAACGAUUUUAUAGGCAUCUUAACAUCCUAUGGCACGUUCUGGCUCUUCUCUGCCUUCUGCUGCCUCAAUGUAACUUUCACAGCGUUUUACAUUCCUGAAACAAAAGGACAGACCCUGGAACAAAUUGAGGCCUACUACAGAAGAUCUUAAGUCUAAGGCUUUUUAUGUUGAUAUGAAACCUUCAUAUCAUAAAUUAUGGUGCUAUGGUUGAAACUAACUGCGUCAUGUGGUAGACAUUCUGUUACUAAACUUGCUAUCAAAUUGUUUUAAUGAAUUUUGUAAAAUCUGAAUUCUGUUUUUUAAAAAAAUAUCUAUGGGGAUCUGUAUACACUUCUGCAUAUUCCCUGUAGUAAAUCUCCCUUUUCUUAUAUUCUUUCAACAUAUUAUUUUUUGUUGAUUCCUGUGUUCUUUUCACCUGGUGCAGAAUGACUAUAAUGGCCAAGUAAGAAUGUUAAAUGUAUUGGCCAGUACCUUUUUUCUAAGAUGUAAAUUAAGCUCUAAUUUUGUAAAUAAAUUAAAUUUCCUUGCUCCAC